Molecule: messenger RNA, 4470 nt
Organism: Lytechinus pictus (painted urchin)
Lineage: Eukaryota; Metazoa; Echinodermata; Echinoidea; Temnopleuroida; Toxopneustidae
Product: geranylgeranyl pyrophosphate synthase-like
Exons: 7
Coding region: 1-756 (251 amino acids)
Biological process (GO): isoprenoid biosynthetic process
Molecular function (GO): prenyltransferase activity
Source: RefSeq, a predicted model, not a curated record
AUGGCGUGUCCGGGCCAACGGGGAGAAGUGACACAAAGAAUUGAUGAUAUAGAGGACAGUUCUAAGCUCAGACGGGGCAUUCCAGUAGCACACAGUAUCUAUGGUAUAGCACAAACUAUCAACUCGGCCAACUAUAUGUACUUCCUAGGACUGAAGGAAGUAAUGCAGUUUGAUCAUCCUGAUGCAAUGAAAAUAUUUACAGAGCAGCUAGUCUUAUUGCACCAAGGACAGGGUAUGGACAUCUAUUGGAGAGACUCCUAUACAUGCCCCACAGAGGAAGAAUACAAAGAGAUGGUCAUAAAGAAAACUGGAGGUCUGUUCGGUUUAGCUGUCAGACUCAUGCAACUUUUCAGCACAAACAAAAGUGACUUCAAACCCCUGAGUGACAUCUUGGGCCUUUACUUCCAGAUCCGAGAUGACUAUGCCAACCUCUGCUCCAGGCAGUACACUGAGAACAAGAGUUACUGUGAGGACCUCACCGAGGGCAAGUUCUCCUUCCCUUUGAUCCAUGGGAUCCGCAGUCGACCCGAGAACACACAGGUUAUGAGUAUCCUAAGACAGAGGACGGAAGACAUGGAUGUCAAGAAAUACUGUGUAGACCUGCUAGAAAAGUUUGGUUCAUUUGAAUAUACAAGGACAGUGCUCUUUGAUCUAGAAAAGCAGGCUUAUCAACAUAUAACAAACCUAGGAGGAAACCCCAUCUUGGAAUCCAUCUUGGAAGAACUUGGAAAACUCAUACGGCAUAGGGAUCAAUGACGUUUGUCCACCUGUAACAUCUGAACUUCCAUCUAUGAUCAUCGUGUGUUAUUACAGGUGAAUCUACCAAUGUCAAAUCUCUUUGGAACACUGAAAUCUGUUUGACUUAGGUACAUUUACAUAAUAAUUUAAAUAAUACAUGAUUUGCAUAUUCUGGUGUGAAAAGAAUACUUUUACUGAGGCGAUUCUUCGACUUAUGGAAGGUCUAUUUAAAGCAGUUCUACUGUAUUUGUAUUGUAUUUGAUGCCACCCAGUGAUUGGUGGUGAUUUUUUUUUACCUUAUGGCUAAGAAAGCAUGAAUGCUUGUAAGCAAAAAACCAAAGGAACGACAGCUUAAGGACCUCUCCGAGGAACCUGGUAAUGAGGAUUAAUGCCUUACCAAAGGGCACUAGCGCACCAAGUAGGAAUCAAACCUAGGUCACCGGAAUCUGAAACCCCUGCUCUACCGACUGAGCUAUCUUUGCCAGUGCAACAGGCAAGAAGUGAACCACCCUUUGCCUCAGGUAUACCUGACCUAGUUGUGAAGAUAGACAAUCUCACCUUAGCUUUCCUUACUAUACUAUAGAACUUGGAAAGGGCAAUUGGUUGUAGUGUAAGGUGGACAUUCAUCUACUGAGGAUCACUAUUUGACAUCCUAUUUGAGGAACAUAUGUUUAACUGGGCAUCACAUGUAGCCGUGCUAAAGGAAAGGGGCAAAUUGAUACACCGCACAGACUUCAGUCAUCUGCCUGGGUUUUUAAUUUGGUGUCUUGAAAGGCACUUGUUCAUUGUAUGUUUUCCUGCACAGCAUUGUUUCAGGAUGUGUCUAUAGUACAAGUUUGGAGAUUCUUGGGACCAAUACUAAUAUCAGUAUAAAAAAUGCUUCCUUGGAUCAGGGUCAAUAAAGUUAAUUUGUAUGUGAAGGCAGAGGGGGGGGGGGGGGAUGGAGAAGUUACUGUUAGAUUAAUUCAUAUCUCCCAUUGAGAUGUGUGCAUCGUUUUUUUUUUCAAUAGGAUUUUCUGGCUAAUGUGUUUUUAUUCAUUGGAAAUUGUAAAUUUUAGAGUCUGUUUUUACAAUAUUUUUGCUGAUCCACUUAGCAUGUACUGAGUUACUGCAGAUAUUGUGCUAUACAGAUUUGCUCUUUGUGUGCUGCAGUUGUUCUAUAAAUUAAAAAUAUCUUUAGAUUUGCAAAGCUUAAGUAAAUCAAAAUCAUGCUGCAAAUCAUUUGAUCACAAUUCAUGUAGUGCAGAAAUUCUGCCAUUUACAAUUGUUUUUCACCAAAGUGAUACCUCAAGAGUGGUCAAAAAGCUAAAUGUAACACCAUUUUUAUGUAGUCCUGUUCUAUUUAGAAAAAUAUGUUUCCCUGUUUAUAGAUGGCCUUUGUGUUUAUGACAGCUCAAAGAUUUCUGAUCUGUAGAUUUUUCUCUUGCCACACGAUCAUUUUGUUCUCGUCAUGUUAAUUGACUGCAUGGAAUGUUAACGAUUAGAAGUAAGAAACUAGAUGACCAAUGCAUUAAAGCCUCUCAUGUAAUAAGAUCGGUGCUUUUUCAAAGUCUCAAGGGAAUCAACUUGUAAAACUGGUUCAUGAUUUUACAGGAUAUUAGUGCUGAAUAGUAAAGCCUCGUUUUUUUGUGUAAUUGUUGUUGGCUGGGGGGGGGGGGGAGGGUGGUGUAAACAGCAUGUGUCCAUCCGUGUAAAUGUAUUUUCUUCCGUAAUGAGCUGUCAGUAUAUUUCUUUUGGUUAUAAUUGCUUUGUAGAUAUUUUUUAAUUUCAAGGUCAAGAUGUCAGAUAUGAAAGGCAAUAGCUACGUACAUGAAGCAUGCAAAUCACAAUCACACAUAUUCUUGCCAAAGUGAUUUAAAGCCCCAGUCACAUGUAGACGCCGGACCAACCAGGACCAGAUCAGGGGGAAAGAUCCCCGUAGAGUUCUUGGAGGUCUGUGUAGGUUCAUGAACGUCUGGGAGACAAACCGGCAGUUUUGUGGAGGUCUAAAACAUCUGACGCCAUCUGUGGACUGCUGUGUUGGCAGAGCAAUCCGGGAUGGUCCCUGUAGCUGCCGUGUUGGUCCAAGUUGAUGCCCUGAUGGUUUAUGUAGAUGCCGUGCUCUUCUGCCAUGGUCCAUGUAGAUCCAUUAUGUAGAUGACAUGUUGUUACCGUGUGUACAGUCAUCAGCACUGGUCGGCGUUCAAUCCGGGGCAAUACUAUCCUGGACUGCCCUGCAUCAUGCUGGCAUUAUCCGGGUAUUGUAUAUCCUCGAGGAUCUGUGAUUUUAUUUAACUUGGGCUUUACAUGUAAAUCAUGAUGUGACUGCAUAAAAUGCUGGCUUUAUUCUAUUCCUGUUUUGUCUUUGUUUUCUCUGUAUCACUAUAUUUUCAUCUCAUUUUUCCUUUUGUAGUUUUUCUCAAUUCAGGCAUUUGUAUGUUCAUAAUUGCUGUUAAGAUCCAAAGACACUACAAUGAAGUGCUAUUUAAAUCAUGCUAAAAAUAUAUUAUUAUCAUUUUGUAUUUCCAUGUUCCUUCUCUUUACUACUACAUGUAUAUGAUUAAUUCCUUUUUAUUCUUACUCUCUGAAAUAAAGAAAGAAGGUUUAUAAAUAUCAUGACACCAGGUGAUAUUCACCUUAAGGCUUUAGUUAAUUAAAUAAUUUCAACUUAAAAUGACAUGAUGUUCCUAUUUUAAUUUUGUUUAUAUACAUGAAAUAUAACUUUUUUAAUAUGUGGUAAUUAGUUAGGCUAUAUCUUUAUUUGGGGUCACUUGGGAUUAACUUGCCUUUCAAAAAUAAAUCCCUUAACCCAGGAAAUUUAAUACCAAACAAAAUUUCAAGUUAUUCACCUCUGAUUUUUCUGUAUUUAAAAGUGAUUUUCAAAUAAAAUAUCCUUCAUAUCUAAAAGUUGAUGCACAGUUCAUGCAACAUCACAUUUUUUUUUCAUAUUAAGAAAUAGUGGACUGUGACUAUUUCUAUGAGCUUUAUCAAAAGACAAUUUAGAGAUUAAGAAUAGAUUAUGACAAACAUUUAUCUUUAAUAAUGUCUAAUGCAAGUUUCAAGAGGAAUUUGAAUUCUGUACGGGCAUGAAUUUGAGUUUUCGAGCGGAAAGCCGUUCUUUUAAUACAAGAAAAGUGCAAUCACUUGCAAGUCAAUUUAGGUUCCAAACUGACUUUUAUGUCUAGCAAUUAUGGUUUGUUUCUUGGAAUGUAAUUGUAGUGUAGUAAGUUUGUUUUGGUUUUAGUCACAAUUUUUAAAGUACAUUUCUUCAUAAGCCCAGUAUGUCUAGGAAAGCAGGGUCUUUAUUAAGACCAAACCAGUACUAAAUGAUAUGUCCAAAUAUAUCUUGGACUCGAAAAAGAUUAUUGCGGUACAGUGGAUUAAGAAUUUGAAAAAAAUUACGCUUCAUGAUUUUAGAAGAACAAUGAUGAGGCUAUUCAUUUGCACUCUAAUGAAAACACACUUGCAAGUUUUUUAAUAUCUGUGUAAAAAUAUAACUUGUGUUUGUAUUUUAAGCAUUGAUUUAAAGGGGUUCUUCCUUGUCAUCUCAUUUUUUUAUAUUUAUACAUAUAUGAUCAUUGUAUUGAUCACAUGAAAAACUUGUCUUUCAUUUUCUGCUUGUAUGAACUAAUACUAAAUGAAAUGAAGUGAUGUUUUUCUUGUAUCCUUUAUUUGUGUAAUCAUGUGGGUAAUGUAUUAUUCUAAUUUCCAUUCCUAUUAGUAAUUAUUAAAAAUGCAAUAAUGUUAAAACUA